CAAUCGGAAUAAACAAACGGGAAAAUCGGUCGAAAAUGUCCCGGGGUUCGCGUGAAAAUUAGUGUCUGUUCGUGAAAAAUGUAUUUUAAAUUAACAAAAAAAGACUUCAUAUUGUGCGUUGUGAGAAUAGACUACUGACGCGGGUGAUUUUUAUUUUACUUCUGUGAAGAUGAAUACCAAACAACGGAUAAGCGCGCGCACUGCGCGUCUGAACAAUUUCAUUCUCGGCCGGUCGGUUUCUACAGCGGCCGCAGAAUAUACCGGUCUGAAUCCGACCGACGAUGGAUAUGGAUCGGUAAUGGAUAGUGCCCUUUCCCGGGAGGGGCUACUGGAUUCGCUGUUUGUGCUGUACGAGGAGUGCAGCAAGGAUGUCAUUAAGAAGAAGGAUAAGAAUGUGGCCGAUUUUGUCAACAAAUAUCGGCCAAUCAUCAACGAGACUCGUACCAUACGAGUCAACGUGAAUGAUUUCAAUGUGAAGAACCUUAUCGGCAAAGGAUACUUUGGAGAAGUUCAUCUCGUAUCGGAAUCUACCACCGGUGAGGUGUACGCGAUGAAGAAGAUGCGCAAAGCGAUGGUUACUUCUACGCAGAUUCGCGAGGAGCGCGACAUUAUGGCCUCGAGACGGUCGGACUGGAUCACGUCGCUGCAGUAUGCGUUUCAGGACCAAGAGUGUCUCUACCUGGUGAUGGAGUAUCUUCCCGGUGGUGAUCUGCUCAGUCUCAUGAUCCGCAUCGGUGUAUUCGACGAAGAGUUGGCCCAGUUCUACGUGGCCGAACUGACGGAAGCCCUGCACUCUCUGCACAGCAUAGGGUACGUCCACCGUGACAUCAAACCGGAAAACAUCCUCCUGGAUCGCUUUGGCCAUCUCAAGCUGGCUGAUUUUGGCAAUGCAACGGCCAUCAACAAGGAUGGUAGCGUGACAAGCAUGACACCGGUCGGAACACCGGAUUACAUCGCUCCGGAGUUGCUGCAGACGCUUUCCACCCUGACCAAGUCUUCCCGGGGCAAUCACGACGUAACGUGCGACUUCUGGUCCAUGGGAAUUAUCGGCUACGAAUUUAUAACCGAGACGACACCGUUCCACGACGAGAACGUUAACGAAACAUACUCGAGGAUUUUAUCGCACUGCGAUGGACGUUUCGCAAAAAAGUUGGAAUAUCCCGCACACGUUUCCAUUUCUGCGCAUUAUCGAGAUCUACUUGAUCGGUUGGUUACGAAGGUAUCCAACCGAAUAGACUACAAAGAAAUCAAGAAGCAUCCAUUCUUCAGUGAUAUCAACUGGGAAAAGUUAAGAUACCGGAUUCCACCGAUCAUUCCUACGGUGAGCAGCGAUGACGACAUUUCCAACUUUGAGGAUGUUGAUAAGUCGCUCAAGAGAAAUGCUUUCAUCAACAAGCCGACCUAUCCGAUUUCCAAGGUCAACGACUUCAGUGGGCAAAACCUUCCUUUCCUUGGCUACACGUACGUCUAUGAGGAGGCAGAUCCCGCUGGAAAGUAUCGGGAUACGGAUGAGCACAUGGCAACGACACGACUUUCACACAAGCUUAAGGAACAAGAUCGAGUGAUCAAAGAUCACACGAACGAAAUUCAUCAACUGCAAAAAGCCCUGCUGGAAAAGGACCGUAAAAUUGCAACCAUCAAUGCUCAUAGCAAGAUUUUCGGUGAAACCAAGAAAGAGCUACAAAAUCUACAAGAACUGUUAAAGUUGAAAACGGCCGAACUGGCUGCGUCGAAGACUGAUAUUAAAACAUUAAAGAAUCGAUUGAAAAUCGAAGAAGAGCAGCGUGCAAAGAACGAUGCCACGAUAGCGGAUUUGCUGAAGCAGACCUAUAAAAAAUGGGAACGGGCUAAACAGAGUUCGGAUCAAAACUAUGAGAAGCAAAUAGCCGAGAGGCGAACUGAGAUCAGUACGCUGACUGAGAGGUUUCGAACGCAGACGAAUGAGCUACGGUCGCAGGUGGAGGAAUGCUCACAGCUGCAACAGAUGGUCGAGAACUAUAAGGACCUGUUGAAAAAGUCCAAGAAUCAGUUACUGGCGGACAAGGAGGAGUACGAUCGCAGUCACACCCAACUGCUGGCGGCGUACGAAGCGAAGAAUGUGGAACUGAAGCAAAAGUGGAAAGCGGAGAAGGAGUUACGUGUCAACCAGGAGGAGCAAGUGCGCGAACUGCGAACGCGUCUACAGGAGUACGAGAAUAACGUGAAGAACGCGGAACAUUCGCAUGAGAAGUUCGUGGAUAACAUCAAACGGAGAAUGACCAUUCAGAUGGAAGAGGCGAAGCAAGUUUCGGAUAAGAUGAGCGAAGAAAUGCAACGGAAGUGCGAAAAUCUGCGGAAGGAGAUCAACAAACUGCAAGAGCAAAGUGUUUCCAGCAGUGCCAACAGCAGCAAGCGAAGUUCGCUGCAGGAGCAGGAGUUCCGGAGUGCUAAUUCCAGUAUUCAGUCGUUGAACACGCACGUGGAGGAGCAACUGCGGAAUGAUUUGAUCAAGGCGAGAGAAAGCGAAGAUCUGCAGCGCAAACGAGCCAACGGGUUGGAGGAGGUUGUUUCGCGAUUGGAGAAGAUUAUCGAUCAGUUCAAGACGGGCAACCCGGUGGGCGCACGCGGCACGACAGACGGUACGUCUUCGCUUCUGGAACGGCAGAACGAACGGCUCGAGGACAAGUUAAGUACUAUUCGGGAACAGUCGAUCUUGGACAAACAGUCGGCCCGGACGGCCAAUUUGUCGCUGUGGAAGUUGGAGAAGGAACUGGAGAAGGUCAAGUUAGAUAAUUCCAUUCUGGGACGAAGGGUCGAGCAGGCCGACGAACGGGUCAACCGGGUAAGGAAGGAGAAAGAGGGAGUAGAAUUCAAGAUUAAUCAGCUGCACGAAACCAUUGCCGGAAAGGAGAAGCAGAUCGAAGAUUUGAAAGAGGACAUAAGGUUGCUAAAGGAUGAAUUGAGAAAGGAGCGUUAUUCAAGAGAUACGACCGAAAAGGGACGACUGACCGAGAAGACUGAGCUGAUUACUGCUUCAGCGAAGAUCCAGAGUUUGGAGGAGAAGUUGAAUGAGGCGAAACAGAAGGCAAACCAAGCAAAUGACAAUUUGAGAAUGAUGACAUCGGAAAAUUCGAAGCUCAUGAGGGAGUUGGGCGAAAGCCAAGAAGAACUGGCGGAUGCUGAUGCUUCGGUUAAGGAGCUUGAUGAGAAGCUCGCAAUCGUGACGCGGAAUUUCAACAUGUUGAAGGGAGCUUGCAGUAUUACGGAGACUCAACUGACAGAGUUGGAGAUUCUGCUGGAGAAGGAGCAGAAAAGAAAUAAGGAAUACCAGGAGAAGAUCGACGGCUUGUUCAAGCAGAUGAAGGAAAAGGAUACGGAGCUGUCCAAAUUGAGACAGGAAGUGCAUCAGGAGAAGUCAUCUAAAACGUUGAGUGAAUGUAAAACUUCUCAGCUGGCAUCGGAAUACGAUGAAUUACGCAAGAAGUUUGAAGAUCUGCAAAACCAAAUGGUCGAUCAGCAGAAGGACCUUAUCGAGAAGACCAGCAGCCUCUUUGAGGUACAAGAACGCAUUGAAAUGCUCAAUCUGGACGCAUCCAAUCUUCAGAAGGUGGUUUCCAAUUACGAGCAGGAGCAUCUGAUACUGAAGGAGGAAAAUUCCAAAAUUCUCACCGAUCUGUUCUUGGCUAAGGAACACAUUACCAAACAGAACAACGAGAUUAAAGACUACAAGAAUCAAAUCAACCAGCUGAACAAUGAACUUGAUCACGUCAAGACGGUUCUAGCGGAGCAAAAAACGUUCUAUUCCGAGAGGGACAUUAAAUCGGAAGCCACUCUUGCUCAGCACAAGAAGCUCAUCGAUUAUCUGCAAGCUCGCGUUGAGGAAAGUUCGCAUAAAAAGAAAAAGACCUUCGCCGAUAUGCUCUUCGGAAGUGGCGGCAACCAUGAAAAGAAAGAGAAUGUUCCACCAAAUCCCAUCAUGGUGGAGAAUACCACCAGCUACAAGAAGAUCCAGGAAGAACUGCAGAAAGAACGUCAACGUACUAACCAGCUCAAAGAACAACUGCUCCGAGCGAAAACGGACAUGAUUGCCAUGCAAGGAUCACUUAAGAAAGCCCAAAAAGACGAAGAAAAUCAACAGCUGGAAGCCAAGGACAAGUAUCUCCCGGAGAGAACUCCUUCAAAAUUGCACAAGCCUUCUUUCCGGCAAGAAUUAGCUCCAACCCCGAAAAAUCUCGGCCCUCCCGGGGGUAAAUCGCACACCUUCGACAUGACAUUGGAAACAUCCUCGUCCAAAAAUCCCAUCCAGUUGUGUAGCGUUUGCGAUCGGCACAUCCUAGCCGGGCACCCUUACUGGAAGUGUACAGUUUGUGCGAAGAACGUCCACCGGAAGUGUCGAUCGGGGGCAGCUUACGAUUGCCAGGGCGAUGGUGAUUUGGAUUCGCUUGCCAAUGAGCUGGUAGCGGGUGGUAUUAGCGAUACAGAGUCCCUGCAGGAUCAGAUCAGCUUGGCACCGGACGGAUCGGAGGCGGAAUCGGGCGACGGCCCGGUCAGCAGCGUGGAGGAGAAGGCCGACGACGACGAGGACAAAUAUGUCGGGGACUUGCUGUUCAAGACGAAACGGGUGGAACCGAAGCUGGCCAUUAACGAUGUGUACGACGUGAGCGAGAGCGUGGUGCUGUUGGGUUGCGACACCGGUCUCUUCUCCUACAACGCAGAUACGGAGGAACUGGUCCAGAUCCGAGGCAUAUCCAACGUGAAGUCCUUCACCAUCUCCCAGCACAUCCCGAAGGCUAUCAUCAUCGGAAACGACGGUGAGUACCUGUACCAGUGCGACCUGCGCCACCUGCACAGCCGUGCCCAAGCCUCAUCUUGCCUUUCGCCCAAGCUGGAAACCUUUGUCCUGGAUCUAUCGAUUGCCAACCGGACCCACAGUGAACGGUGGCAUUUGGUUCGCAUGAUGGACGACCCCUCGUGCCAACAGCUGUCGGACGUGAUAGCAAUCGCCGCGACUUCAUCGAGAAUUGUCAUCCUGAAGUUCGACACCACCCUGGGACGGUUCAAACCGGUUCGCGGAUUGGACACGGUCCUUCCAGUUUCAUCAGUGCUCUUCACCAAACACACCGGCAUUGUAAGUUCGGACAAGUUCUUCGAAAUCGAUUUGGCAACCUACGGUGCCGAAGAGUUCCUGGAUAUGUCCGACUCGAGUCUACGGGAUAUCCGUUCAUGCACACCGAUGGCGGCCUUCAAGGUAAACAGCCAAGAGUUCAUGCUUUGUUUCAAAGAAGUUGGAAUUUUCGUGGACGAAUAUGGCUGCCGUUCACGGCCGGAUAAUAUCAAUUGGCUACAGGAACCCCUUGAUUUCAAAUACCGCGAAUCUUGCCUCUUCAUUGCGCAUUCCGAUUGCGUUCAAGUUAUGUACGUUAGCAAAUCGUACACCAAAGAGAUUGAACGAAAAGAGUCGCUCGAUGAGCGGCGAGCUUUUGUCAAUUUGAACUCACCGCGGCUGAUGGCAUUCUUGGACUUUGCCCGCACCAGCAUCUACGUGGCUUGCGAGUGUGGCCCGGGGAAGGAGCAGGAGAUCAUCAUGCUGGAUGGAUACAAAGCACUGCAGACGACAUCGCCGUGCAUUAGCAAUUCCAUGGAAACUUUGUCCAGUUUGGCGAGCUACCCGACGACGGUGACCCAGAGCAAUGAGACACUAUCGCUGGGACAUGCGGUGUAAGUACUUUCGAAUAACCUUUGUUUUACCUAGAACCUAGGUCGUUUAACUAACGGAAAUUCGCAUGAAAACGAUUGUUUGAGUUUCAUGCCACAGGAAAUAUGUUUUUCUUCUUAAAUAAACAUUUUAUCAUUUUAAGAUAUUUAA
This is a messenger RNA of Ochlerotatus camptorhynchus, 5845 nucleotides long. RefSeq names its product sticky (gene sti). Gene Ontology annotation, molecular function: ATP binding; protein serine/threonine kinase activity. The coding region runs from base 170 to 5701 and encodes 1843 amino acids. Gene Ontology annotation, biological process: mitotic cytokinesis; actomyosin structure organization; peptidyl-threonine phosphorylation. Gene Ontology annotation, cellular component: cytoplasm; actin cytoskeleton. The transcript has 6 exons. Lineage: Eukaryota; Metazoa; Arthropoda; Insecta; Diptera; Culicidae. The record is from RefSeq and is a predicted model, not a curated record.